AGGAAACAGAUCAAGAUUUAUAUCAGACCGAGUCCUGCUGAUUUGAAAGCAAGCGCUGACUUCACAGAAAACUCGCCUGCGGCCGACAAUCACAGCGUGCAGCAAUAAGAAUUCAGCAAUGUUCCAGUCAUACUAUGGUGCUCAAGCAGCCCCUACUAAUGUAGGAAACCAUCAGAACCAGUGGGCCCCAGAGCCACAGUUCUCCUCCUGCCCCUAUUCUUACUACAGCAACCCGAAUCCGGGCCCCUACCAAGGCAGUGAGCCAUCAACCUGGCCCUGGACUCGAUGGAAGGUUCAAAGUCAUCUGGAGAACUCCAAGUACCACCUCAACCAGACGCAGCAGGUCAAACAGUACCUCGCUUUGGGCAGCAAACUUGCUAGCCAAGCCCAUCCUCACCCAGGACAGGCGCUGGGCACGGUGCCCGUCAUGCGUAAUGGACACAUGCCACCGGUGAGCGACAGCAGCACGCCAGGGAGCCCGGUCACCCUGCUAGCACUAGCCAACAAUCACGACAGCGAGUUUCCAAUGGAUGAAGUUAUUGACGAUCUUAUUGGCCUUGAAAACGGGUUUAAGGAUGGGAGUUUAGAUUGCAUGGAGCCAGGCAUCAUAAUGCAAAAUAAUGUGUCCCUGAACAGCAGCAUGCUGGAGGUGUAUGGCACUGAACAAGAACAUGACACCAGGGUCCUGGCCAAAGAAAGACAGAAAAAAGACAACCAUAAUCUGAUUGAAAGACGACGGCGAUACAACAUCAACUACAGGAUCAAGGAGCUGGGAACACUGAUACCCAAAUCCAAUGACCCUGAUAUGCGCUGGAACAAAGGGACGAUCCUCAAGGCCUCGGUGGAAUACAUUAAGUGGCUGCAGAAAGAGCAGCAACACGCUCGUGAUCUGGAGAGCCGACAGAAGAAACUGGAGCAGGCCAACAGAAGACUCCUGCUACGAAUCCAGGAGCUGGAAAUCCAGGCUCACGCUCAUGGUUUACCCAGUAUGACUGCAUCAGUGGGCACAGUGGAACUCUCAUCUCACCUCCUAAAACAACAGCAGCACCAAACCCAAGUCACAGCGGCUUCUCAGAGCGCCCAGGCCCCACAGAGCACCCAGCCACCCAUUUACACACAAGAGGGCGUAAGCAGCCCAGAAUACACCCAACGGACAUCCUUACCAAGCAUAGUUGGAGAGCAGUCCGACGGCUCCAACACCUACUCUGACCCGCUCUCCCACUUCACUGACUUCUUCUGCAGCACCCUGAAGGAGGAGCACCAGCGGCUGGACGAGAUCCUGAUGGACGACCCGCUCUCGCCGUUCGGGACAGACCCGCUGCUCUCUGCCGGGUCGCCCACCGCCGCCUCUAAAGAAAGCAGCCGCAGGAGCAGCUUCAGCUCAGAGGAAGCAGACGAUCUCUGACUGGACGGCGCUGUCAGACUGACCUCCCGUUUCUAUUGGAUAACAAAGACCACAUGCAAAAAACACAAACAAAUAAAAGGGAGAUUGACUGAUUGAUCCUGUUGACCGUCUGUACAGCAGUAAUAACACUGGUUAUGUAUUAUAUGAUCACUCCAUCCCCAAUGUACAGUUGAAGUCAAAAUUAUGACUCUUUUUUUCCCAGGUGAUGUUUAACAGCAAGAAAUUUUCCAAAGUAUUUCCUAUAAUAUUUUUUCUUCUGAAAAAAAGUCUUAUUUGUUUUAUUUCAGCUAGAAUAAAAGCAGCGUUUAAUUUUUUCAAAAAUCUUUUUAAGGUUAAUAUUAUUAGCCCCCUUAAGCAAUAUUUGCUUAUGAUUGUCUACAGCAGUGUCUCCCUGAUCCAACACACCUGAAUCAACUCACCAGAUCAUUAGAAGAGACUCCAAAACCUGAAGUGAAUGGGUGAGAUAAGGGAGACAUCCAAAAUAUGUUCUGUUGGUGUGCCUCCAGGAACAGGGUUGGGAAACACUGGUCUACAGUACAAUCCAUCGCUAUACAAUGACUUGCCUAAUAACCCUAGUUAAUGUCACUUUAAGAUGAACGCUAGUGUCUUGAAAAUAUCUAGUCAAAUAUUAUUUACUGUCAUCAUGGCAAAGAUUAAAGAAAUCAGUUAUUAGAAAUGAGUUAAUAAACUAUUCUGUUUAGAAAUGUGUUGAAAAUAUAUAUAUUUUCAUUAAACAGAAAUUGGGGGAAUAUAUAGAGGAGGGUUAAUAAUUCUGACUUCAGCUGUAUAUUUAUGAAAGUUGUCAGCCCUUGCUGUGUGACUGGAUGAGAGACAGAUCUGUUGUGCCUUUAUUGAAAGCAGGACAAUUGUUAAAUUAUUACCAGUGAUGCAGAUGUCAUCGUGCUUAGCAAAAGUACAAAAUCCUAACCUCUUUAUAUUUCAUACAUAAUGUAUUUUUCCACAAGCAAACUGUUCAUGUAUUUAUGUUUUAAUCUCUGUAUUCUUAUAAAAAACAUUUCUUAUUCUGUUACUUUUUAUAUAUAUAUAUAUAUAUAACUCUAGGGGUGUGGGAAACACACAAUA
Messenger RNA from Danio aesculapii, 2488 nucleotides. RefSeq names its product transcription factor EC (gene tfec). The record is from RefSeq and is a predicted model, not a curated record. Gene Ontology annotation, cellular component: nucleus. Lineage: Eukaryota; Metazoa; Chordata; Actinopteri; Cypriniformes; Danionidae. Gene Ontology annotation, biological process: regulation of transcription by RNA polymerase II. The coding region runs from base 119 to 1405 and encodes 428 amino acids. Gene Ontology annotation, molecular function: protein dimerization activity; DNA-binding transcription factor activity, RNA polymerase II-specific; RNA polymerase II cis-regulatory region sequence-specific DNA binding. The transcript is spliced from 9 exons.